Messenger RNA from Sipha flava (yellow sugarcane aphid), 640 nucleotides. RefSeq names its product THAP domain-containing protein 1-like. The transcript is spliced from 4 exons. Lineage: Eukaryota; Metazoa; Arthropoda; Insecta; Hemiptera; Aphididae. Bases 1 to 543 code for a protein of 180 amino acids. The record is from RefSeq and is a predicted model, not a curated record.
AUGCCCGUUUCGUGUGCUGCAUAUGGAUGCACAAACAUGUAUCAAGUUGAAUAUAAUAUAAGUUUCUUUCGAUUUCCCGUUUCUAAUAACGAUUUGAUGUCAAAAUGGGUAAGUGCUAUAAAGAGAAAAAAUUUUAAAUUAAGUCAAUGGAGUCGAAUAUGUAGUAUUCAUUUUACUGAACAAGACUUUCAAGUGAGACCAGAAGCACAUAGAUUACUGUUAAAAGACGAUGCAGUUCCAUCAAUAUUUCCAUCAUUUCCAUCCUACCUUCAAAAAUCAAAUAAAAUUCCUAGGAAAACCCCAACACUAAGGAACACUUGUAAUGAAGAUAUAACUGUUGAUAAUUUAGAAGACAAUAUCAAUCAAUGUGACAAUAUGAAUUUAAGUAGUAAUUUUAAAAGUAUGGAAGUACAAACUGAAACCUCUUAUUCAAAUGAAGAAAUGUUUAAAAAUAAAAUUAAAAUUCUGCAACAAAUACUACGAAGGAAAAAUAAAAAAAUUGAAAAUUUGGAUGAUUUAGUAAAAAGUUUAAAAAAUGAUUGACACAUUAACUCUGAACAGCAACAUGUAAUUUUAAACAACUUUAAUGUUCAAUAUUAAGUUUACCACACCCAAGAUCUAUUAGUAGUUGGAUAUCAUC